Messenger RNA from Sphenostylis stenocarpa, 264 nucleotides. The record is from the annotation of a GenBank genome assembly. Lineage: Eukaryota; Viridiplantae; Streptophyta; Magnoliopsida; Fabales; Fabaceae.
AUGAUAACUGAUUUGUACCGUGCAUGGCAUAAACAAUCUUCCGUUCUUUCUGUAUGGUGGGGUUUUGUCGGUGCGUUUUUGGAAAUACAGUUACAAACAGAUUUUGCGAUGUAUUCUCAAAAUAUUCAACCGCCAUGGACAUUCAAACAUGGUAAGCAAAGGAGGUACUGUGAUGAUCUGGCUAUUAAUGAUGAUAUACAUGUCGUGGCAGUUGAUGAUGAUACACUUCUGGAUGAUGUGAAAGCUAAUGACGAUGAUGUAUAA